AUGGGCAGAUUCGGUGGCAGCAAAGUGUCGUGCCGCACCGGGCUAAGCAGGACGGUGGUGGGAAGUUUGUUUUGUUUCCUGCUUGUCAUAAAUCAUGUGGCCGCUCAGCUAAUCAUCAACGUACAAAAUCAGGGAGGAGAAAUCGUACAGGAGACAAUAACAUCCAGUGUUGGGGAUGAAACAUGUACACUGGAAUUCCAGCGAAGCGAUGGAACGCUAAUAACGGAGCUGAUUGAUUUCAAAAGUGAAGUGCAGGUACUGAAGGCGCUCGUGCUCGGUGAGGAAGAACGGGGGCAGAGCCAGUAUCAGGUGAUGUGCUUCGUGACCAAAUUCCAGAAAGGAGAUUUCAUCACUGCCGAUGCGAUGGUAAAACUACGACAGAAAAACCCCAGCACAAUCCGAACGCCGGAAGAGGACCGAGGGAAGGAGAACUACACGAUGACCGGUUGGGUGCUGUUGGACCGUGCCAUGCCAAUCUCACGUCACGUGGCACCGUUCUGCGUGGAAGCACCGGAGGCAACGUACGUGCGCGACGUUGACCUGAAGGCGUGGGCCGAGCUGCCAGGAUCAUCGAUAUCCAUACUGGAAUCGGCGGUGAAGUUGUUCCCGUCGGCGAACACCGUUACGGCUCCAUCGCGUUGCAGCGACGUCAGUGCCAUCUGGGCACCGUGUCUCUGUACGCUGGAGAUGUGCAUCGGGUGGUACCCGUGCGGGUUGAAGUACUGCAAGGGCAAGCCGGAGAACGCACUGCAGAACAACGGCGGUGGCAGCUACCGGUGCGGGAUCAAAACGUGUCGCAAGUGCCAUCAGUACUCGUACUACGUACGGGAGAAACAGCAAUGCUUGUGGGAUGAAUGA
Messenger RNA from Anopheles marshallii, 858 nucleotides. It is a transcript of the gene oaf, whose product is annotated as out at first protein. NCBI's taxonomy places the organism in Eukaryota, Metazoa, Arthropoda, Insecta, Diptera, Culicidae. The transcript has 5 exons. The coding region runs from base 1 to 858 and encodes 285 amino acids. The record is from RefSeq and is a predicted model, not a curated record.